This is a messenger RNA of Colletotrichum siamense, 984 nucleotides long. It is a transcript of the gene glsA, whose product is annotated as Glutaminase. Bases 1 to 984 code for a protein of 327 amino acids. The record is from RefSeq and is a predicted model, not a curated record. The transcript is spliced from 2 exons. NCBI's taxonomy places the organism in Eukaryota, Fungi, Ascomycota, Sordariomycetes, Glomerellales, Glomerellaceae. Gene Ontology annotation, molecular function: glutaminase activity. Gene Ontology annotation, biological process: L-glutamine catabolic process.
AUGAAGUCGCCCAUCCCCGACUAUCUCAAACGCGUACUUGAGAAUGCUCGCCCCAACGACGAUGGAGAACCAGCGGACUACAUCGAUGUGCUAGCGAAAGCGGACACGUCCAAGAUGGCAGUGGCUCUGGCCAUGGUUGACGGCAAUCUCUACUCAGCGGGAGACGACCGGGUCGAAUUCUCAAUCCAAUCGAUUUCCAAAGCCUUUGUCUAUGCGCUGGCUAUCGAGGACGCGGGAUUGUCGCGGGUAUUGGAAAAGAUUGGCGUAGAGCCGUCCGGCGACGCUUUCAAUCGGCUCUCGCUCGAACGCGGCAGCAAUCGGCCCAUGAACCCCAUGAUCAACGCCGGAGCCAUCACGGCACACACACUAGUCGUCUCGCCUGACGCUACGGUGGAGCAGAGGACGGAACGUAUCCUGAAGACGUUGUCAAGACUCGCAGGCCGGGAACUUCACGUCGACGAGGAGGUCUAUCAGGCCGAACUCAAGGAUGCGGAUCGCAACAUGAGUAUCGGAUAUAUGCUAAAAGCAACCGGCAUCAUCACCUGCGAUCCGCGAGACGCCGUGAAGGGUUACAUUCGCCAAUGCUCCAUCAAUGUCAAUGUCAGGGACUUGGCCCUGAUGGCAGCAACUCUCUGCAACAGCGGUGUGAACCCCAUCACUGGAGACCAUAUUAUCCCUCAAACCAGUGUCCGUCAGGUUCUCUCUAUCAUGACUACCUGCGGAAUGUACGAUGCUGCAGGCGACUGGGUUUCCAGGGUGGGUAUCCCAGCGAAAAGCGGCGUGGCUGGCGGCAUCCUCGGGGCUCUACCGGGCCAAGUAGGUCUCGCAGCUUUCUCCCCCAAGCUUGACGGGCGCGGAAACAGUGUGAGGGGCGUCAUGAUCUGUGAGCAGUUGUCACGAGACAUGGGCCUGCACAUGAUGGACGCCAGCCAGGUCGCCGGUGCCACUGUGCGCACCUCAGUAGCCACAAUCGUUGGGGGAUAA